AUGAACGGUGGCUUGUCGUCAGGCAAGGGCAAGAGGCUCAGGAGAACUGUAUCAGUUAGGCAGAAUCUUGUGGAAACGGACUUCUUUUGGGCUUUUGACAAGGAGGAUGAUGUUGAACAGCAAAGCCCCACUCUCACGCCCAGAACGGACAGGUACACUGGACUUAGGACUAGGCGUGCUGGACCUUUUGAGACCAGGAGACGCCAGAACCACGAGUACAAACCAGAAUUUGAUGCUUCGGGAAAGGUUUAUACCAAACUCCAACUUGGACUGUACCCAGAAUUCCAGUCAUAA
This is a messenger RNA of Guillardia theta CCMP2712, 294 nucleotides long. RefSeq lists its product as hypothetical. The transcript has a single exon. Bases 1 to 294 code for a protein of 97 amino acids. NCBI's taxonomy places the organism in Eukaryota, Cryptophyceae, Pyrenomonadales, Geminigeraceae. The record is from RefSeq and is a predicted model, not a curated record.